CUUUCUGCCUCUUCCACUCACUCACUCAUCAUACAGCUUCAAGACGCAGAUACUGUUCAGUCCCUGACAACAAACAACCAACCAUGCUUCUCUACAUUGUGUUCUUCGUUGCACUGGCAACGGGGCAGGUCACCGAUGACCUGGACACGGACGGAGACGGACAUCUCAACAUCAACGAGGUCACGGCCAAGCUGAACCUGACCGCAGUCGUGUACGCUCUGGACACUGACGGUGACAUGCAGUUCACCGUUGCCGAGGCUCUGGAGUAUUUCGACCAUCACAUGAUCAACCAGCUCGACACCAACCAUGACCACAUGCUCAGCUUCCAGGAACUCAUGGACGGCCUGACUCUUGCUGACCUGUUCGCCUACUACGAUGCAAACGAUGACGGCUUCCUGUACGGUUCAGAGGCGGACAAGAUCUACCAGAUGUACGCCGCGCAGCAGAACGCCGCAAAUCCAAUGCCCUGAUGGGACCGCUUUCCUCUGUAACUAAUUAACAUUCUAACUAAUUAACAACUUGCAUACCUACCUAAUUACCUAGUCCCUCGACUUGACUUCGUCUUGUGGAGGACACGGUAGAUGCCGAGUUGGUUAUAUCAUAUGAGGAAUAUUUCCUCAUGACUCUGAAUAAAUAAACGCAACUUCUUCCAUGCAUUCAAA
Molecule: messenger RNA, 662 nt
Organism: Branchiostoma belcheri (Belcher's lancelet)
Lineage: Eukaryota; Metazoa; Chordata; Leptocardii; Amphioxiformes; Branchiostomatidae
Exons: 5
Coding region: 84-470 (128 amino acids)
Source: RefSeq, a predicted model, not a curated record